Messenger RNA from Trichoderma reesei QM6a, 3018 nucleotides. RefSeq lists its product as uncharacterized. The record is from RefSeq and is a predicted model, not a curated record. The transcript has 3 exons. Bases 1 to 3018 code for a protein of 1005 amino acids. Lineage: Eukaryota; Fungi; Ascomycota; Sordariomycetes; Hypocreales; Hypocreaceae.
AUGCGCAAUGGCACCUUCGUCAUCCCUGCCACGGGCGAGCGGUCACGGCGCCAAUUUACUCUCCGCGCGCCCCGAAGCCGAUCACAUUGCAAUGGAGCCGAGCGACGCCCUCCGGCUGCGUCUGGGAUCUCGGUCGGACAGCGUAUCCGGGCGGCCUCGAGGUUUGCUCGGACAAAGGCCCUGGCGGCGUGGGCGUGGCUCCAGACUGACGAUGGUCGACAGGUGCUCAAGUGCACGCUGGCAUAUCUCUUGGGCACCACGGCCACGUUCUGGCCGCCGCUGUCCAACUUCUUGGGCCGCCGAGAUGGCAAGCACAUUGCGGCGACUUUGACGGUGUACUUCCACCCGGCUCGCACCGCCGGGUCCAUGCUGGAAGCUGUCGUGAUUGCAAUUGUGGCCGUGUUAUACGCUGAGCUGGUCUGCGUGCUGUCAAUGGGCAUAGCCAUGGCCUCUCGCGCAGUCUCGGGAUCGGCGACUCCCGCACACGCCCUUGUCCUGGUCGUCUGCAUUGGCGGCGGUCUUGGAUUAGUCGGUUGGACCAAGCAACGAUUAAACCAGCCCCUUGUGAAUACCGCGUCUACCUUGGCGUCCAUGGCCAUUAUAUCCGUCAUAACAAAGGAGGAAUCUGUUGCCAACGGCUAUUUCUCUGCAGGCAAGAUUGUCCAGAUGUUCAAGUUGCUCCUGCUUGGCAUCUCCUUCACCGUCGCUGUUAACCUUCUGGUGUGGCGCGUGUCGGCCAGAAAGGUGCUGCGCCAGUCUGUUCGCACCGCAGCUGUAGCAUUGAGCGACCGCUUGUCCUUCAUCACCAGCGGGUUCUUGAAUGGCUCGGAGGACGAGGUCAGUUCUCCCGAGUAUACUCAGGCAUCUGCCCAGUAUAACUCGGCGUAUGCCCAAAUAAUGACAACUCUUCGAGAGGCCAAGAUCGAGCAGUAUGUCCUUGGCAGGGAGAAGAUAUACUCCUUGGACAAGCGUCUCAUCAAGUCGUUGGAAACGCUGUCACAGGCGAUCGGGGGUUUGCGUAGUGCGCUUCAGACACAGCUGACGCUUCUCAACGAGGGACCCAGCUCUGGUAUGCCGCCGCCGCCGAGCUUCUUAUCCCCUGAACCGUCCGGCAUGUCUCGAAGUGUUUCGUACUUUUCUGAUGAUGCGAGAGAUCGGCUGUCUGUCAUUGAAGAGGACGAAUUCGAACGUCGUUCGGCCCUCAACAGCCAUUCGGACCCUACCUUGGACAAGUCGCCCAUUUUUCGCGUCCCGUCCGACAUAUUUGCACUGUUUUUGGCCCUCUUGGGUCCUUCCAUGAAAUCUUUGGCAUACACUCUCUCCGAGACGCUGAAAGAGAAUCCCUUUGGCAGACACCCGGAGCAGCAAGUGGCUGUCAACGACCACUUGCGCGCGAGCCUCCAUGAUGCGCUGGAUCUGUACAAUACUGCUAGGGGCAAGGCUCUUCGCCAGCUAUAUCGCAGCAUCGAGCUCGGAAGAUCGCGGUCCGAGGACAUCCAAGCCGAUAUCGAAGAGGUUGCCGCUGCUUGCGGCCACUUUUCCUUUUGCUUGCAGGCUGUAGCAGAGGAGAUGGACGCUUACCUCGACGUUCUCGAAUCAUUGGAGCGCUCGACAGAAAGUCCAGAUCGCAGCUGGAAGUGGCUGAGGUUCUGGAGGCACUGGAAGGUAUUCCAGCGUCGCAGCGAUCUCGAUGCCGAGCAACAGCCCCUGCUGGCCUCGAAGCCGAAGCCCAUUCGGACAAAGUCGCCUACCCCAGGUGAUCUGCCCAAAGCCAUGUUACAGAAGAGAGACUCAUUCCACUGGGAUGCUGCGCCGCAUAAGACGAGCAUCCUUGUGCGCAGAUUCUCCCAAGCUCUACUCGGGUUUCUUCGAAUCCUUACCCGUGAGGAUGUGCUAUUCGGAAUCAAGGUCGGCAUCGGUGCCGUCCUAUGGGCCAUGCUUGCCUUUAUCCCAGCCACGAGGCCGGUAUAUCAACACUGGAGAGGUGAAUGGGGCCUGCUGUCCUACAUGAUUGUUGUUGGCAUGACCACCGGUGCUUCGAACACAACGGGAAGCGCUCGAUUCAUUGGCACACUGAUUGGGGGCGCCUGUGCUUGCCUCGCAUGGCUGUCGAGCAUGUCCAACCCCUGGCUUCUCGAACUUUGCACUGCCAUUGUGGCGCUGGGAAACUUCUAUGUGAUCCUGGUGUUGAAGAAGGCCCCUCUGGGGAGAAUUUCGCUGCUGGCGUACAAUGUCAUUGUCUUGUAUGCUUACAGCCUGACGCAGAACGUUGAUGACGACGAUGAUGACGAGGGCGGAAUUGAUCCUCUCAUCUUUGAGAUUACAUACCACCGUGUAGUGAAGAAGUUUAGAGAGGGACUCUCGGUAUUGUAUCUGCAGCUUGGACUCAUUUGGAAGCGCGGACCUUUGGCCCCUUUACUGGAAGAGAACCGUGGUGGCCUGGAAUUUCUGAAAGAGGGGGAGCAGACAGCCCUCCGACGAUAUGUUUACAAGUUGGAGUCAUUGCGAGAGUCUGCCAAAUCCGAGUUUGAGCUUCGCGGGCCGUUCCCCAACGCUGCCUACGGCCGAAUCAUGCACUCAACCAAGCAUAUUCUGGACGGCAUGUAUGCCAUGCGGCUCAUCACGCAACGCCGGGACACACUCUCCGAGGGCGAGAGUGCCCUAUUGGAAAUCACGGCUGCGGAAAGGAUGCAGCUUUGCCAACGCAUCUGCCACGUUUUCCAGGUCCUUGCCUCCUGCGUCAUGCUAGAGUAUCCUCUCACGGACGCCAUCCCUACAAUCGACCGCACCAGAGACCGGCUGUUGAACAAGAUAUAUCAGUACCGCAAGGAACACAUGGAGAUGAACCUCAGGAACGACGAGGAUGCCGUGCAGGCCGUGACACAAGAGCGAGACUACGCUCUGCUUUAUGCGUAUACCCUUGUCACGGCGCAGGUGGCUGCCGAGCUGAAGAAGAUCAAGAAGGAGAUUGAGGGCUUGUUUGGAGUGCUGCGCCAUGAUGAACUGCUUUUGGAGUAA